UAGAAGUUGCUUUCAAUUUUAGAAACAGUUUACAUAUAUUUGAGUAGAAAUAGGUUAUCAGUUGUAGAAUUUCAAGUGCAUAGGUAGAGGUAUAGGCGAUUUAACUAUUUUAUUGUAUUUGAAUAACUUGCAUUGUGUAGUUCGUCAUAUAUUUUUUAAAAGAUGGAUACGAAAGUGAGCUCCGCCCCUUCUCCCGAUGAACCCAUCUUCUCCAUGGUCUCCGCUGUCUCCCUAUUGGCCUGCGCAUUCCAGGGGGUGGCGGCUUACCUGAUGAUGCGUCGAGUGGGAGGGAAGAGCUCAACGAUCGACCAAUGGGUGCUGACCUGGCUCUUCUAUGAUGUCAUUGUCCACAUCACCUUGGAGGGGCCCUUUGUUUGGAUGUCACUGGGUGGAUCUGUGGAGACGUCUGAGGGACCUCUGGCUCAGCUCUGGCAGGAGUACGGUAAAGCUGACAGUCGCUGGCUGGUGUCAGACCCGGGGAUAGUGUCUGUGGAGCUGCUCACUGUGCUGCUCUGCUCUGCCCUAUGUCUGGCUCUGAUUUAUGCAGUGGUCCACAACAAACACUACAGACACUUCUUGCAGAUCUCUCUGUGUGUGUGUGAGCUGUACGGAGGCUGGAUGACCUUUGCCCCUGAUUGGCUGCAGGGGUCUCCUCACCUGAACCAAGCCUCUUCCUGGUUACAUCUAUGGGUUUACCUGGUCUUCUUUAACGGCAUCUGGGUCCUAGUGCCUGGCCUUCUGCUGCUCCAGUCCUGGUCUGCUCUGAGGAGUCUGCACCAGGGGACAGAGAAGAGGAAAGACAAAUGAAACUGACAGUGAACCAUUCUUUGAGGCGACUUUUUUGGGUGUAAUGAUUUCAGAUUUCAGUGAUGGCAGUAUAAUGAGGACCCGCAAACUAGUAAUUAUCCUGGACUGUAGAAUGGCCUAAAAGAGAUUAUUUUGCAAAAUUUACUCUUUCUACCAUGUUAUAACAUUGUUCCCUCAUCAAAACAUGUCUGAAGAUUGUUUUAUGUCAUCCAUCCAUGUUUGAGUGUUUGAGUAAUUUAGCAUUCUCCCCCAGUUUCUGCACAGCAAUUUUACAUAAAUAUACAAAAGCAUGAUACAAAACAGUGCACUACAACUUCACAAACCUGAUGCGACGUGUAGUAGUUUCACUGUGAUUUUGUUGUGAUAGUGCUCUGAAGUGUCAAAGCGCAGGGAGCAAAGGG
Messenger RNA from Periophthalmus magnuspinnatus, 1208 nucleotides. It is a transcript of the gene ebpl, whose product is annotated as EBP like. Gene Ontology annotation, biological process: sterol metabolic process. The record is from RefSeq and is a predicted model, not a curated record. The transcript has 4 exons. Gene Ontology annotation, cellular component: membrane; endoplasmic reticulum. Gene Ontology annotation, molecular function: cholestenol delta-isomerase activity. The coding region runs from base 163 to 807 and encodes 214 amino acids. Lineage: Eukaryota; Metazoa; Chordata; Actinopteri; Gobiiformes; Gobiidae.